UCAGUUGUUACUGGUUGUACAGAUGGAAUUGGUAAAGCUUAUGCUGAACAGAUUGCUAAGAAAGGAAUCAAUGUGGUAUUGAUCAGUAGAACACAAUCUAAAUUAGAUGAACUAGCCACAGAAAUAGAAUCUAAGUAUAAAGUUGAAACGAAGACUAUAGCAGUAGAUUUUAGUAGAACUGAUAUAUAUGAUAAAAUUCGAGUUGGUUUGACUGGACUAGAUAUUGGUACAUUAGUUAAUAAUGUUGGAAUGAGUUAUAGCUUCCCUGAAUAUUUUGCAGAUCUUGAAAACAGGGAAAAGGUAUUGAUUGAUAUGAUAAACACCAAUAUGACUUCCUGUUCUAUGAUGACUAGUAUAGUGUUACCAGGAAUGUUAGAGAGGAGAAGAGGUAUUAUUAUAAAUAUUGCAUCAUCAUCAGCUCUCUCACCUCUACCCUUACUUACAGUCUAUGCUGCUACCAAGGCAUAUAUGGAUUUUUUCUCACGAGGGCUAAAUGAAGAAACUGCCAGUAAAGGUGUUAUACAUCAGGUUGUUGUACCAGGGUUUGUAGCUACCAAAUUAUCCAAGAUCAGGAGAGCUAAUCUAUUUGCUCCUACACCAUCUACGUUUGUAUGCAGUGCGUUAGCUACUGUUGGUAUUGAGUCACGUACAUUUGGAUAUUGGUCUCAUGUCAUCAUGGUAAGUAUAGUCUAG
Messenger RNA from Lottia gigantea (owl limpet), 693 nucleotides. RefSeq lists its product as hypothetical. NCBI's taxonomy places the organism in Eukaryota, Metazoa, Mollusca, Gastropoda, Lottiidae. The annotation marks the transcript as partial. The transcript is spliced from 8 exons. Gene Ontology annotation, molecular function: oxidoreductase activity. The record is from RefSeq and is a predicted model, not a curated record. Gene Ontology annotation, cellular component: endoplasmic reticulum.